This is a messenger RNA of Sorex araneus (European shrew), 2165 nucleotides long. It is a transcript of the gene POLM, whose product is annotated as DNA polymerase mu. Gene Ontology annotation, cellular component: nucleus. The transcript has 11 exons. The coding region runs from base 30 to 1508 and encodes 492 amino acids. Gene Ontology annotation, biological process: double-strand break repair via nonhomologous end joining. Gene Ontology annotation, molecular function: DNA binding; DNA-directed DNA polymerase activity. NCBI's taxonomy places the organism in Eukaryota, Metazoa, Chordata, Mammalia, Eulipotyphla, Soricidae. The record is from RefSeq and is a predicted model, not a curated record.
UCCCCGGGCGCCGCCGGGCCGCAGAGCCGAUGCUGCCCCGACGGCGGCGGGCUGGGUCCGCUGUCCCGGCCGCUCGCGCCGCGCCCCCCGGCCCGCGCUUCCCGCACGUCGCCCUGUACCUGGCCGAGCCGCGCAUGGGCCGCAGCCGCCGCGCCUUCCUCGCUCACCUGGCGCGCUCCAAGGGCUUCCGAGUGCUGGACGCCUGCAGCUCCGAGGUGACGCACGUGGUGAUGGAGCACACCUCCGCGGAGGAGGCCGGCCGCUGGUGGCAGCGCCAGGAGGCUGCCCCUGCCCCGGGCUGCCACAGCCCAGCGCUGCUGGACAUCAGCUGGUUCACGGAGAGUAUGGCCGCGGGGCAGCCUGUCCCUGUGGAGAGCCGCCACCGCCUGGAGGUGGUCACACCUGAAAAGGAGCCGUCGAACCCUGUAUGGUUAUUGCCCUAUGCCUGCCAGCGUCCCACGCCCCUCACACACCACAACGCCCACCUCUCUGACGCUCUGGAGCUGCUGGCAGAAGCGGCAGUUUUCGAAGGCAGCGAGGGCCGCGGUCUCUCCUUCAGCCGGGCAGCCUCAGUGCUCAAGGCGCUGCCCAGCCCGCUCGCAGCCGCCAGCCAGCUGCAGGCCCUGCCCCACUUUGGGGAGCACUCCAGAAGGGUCGUCCAGGAGCUGCUGGAAGAAGGUGUGUGCGAGGAGGUGGAGAAGGUCCGGCGCUCAGAGAGGUACCAGGCCAUGAAGCUCUUCACUGGAAUCUUCGGUGUUGGGGUGAGAAUUGCUGACCAGUGGUUCCAGGACGGCCUGCGGACUCUGGAGGACCUGCGUGAGCAGCCCCAGAGACUAAGCCAGCAGCAGGAAGUAGGACUGGAGCACUUCCGGGACCUCAGCACCCUGGUCCGGUGGCCCGACGUGGAGGCCCUACGGCAGCUGGUGGUGGCAGCCGUGGAUCAGGCCCUUCCUGGGGCCUCUGUCACACUGGCUGGCGGCUUCCGGAGGGGAAAGCUGCAGGGCCACGAUGUGGAUUUUCUCAUCACGCACCCCCAGGAAGGCCGGGAGGCUGGGCUGCUGCCCGCCGUGCUGCAGCACUUGAAGGAGCAGGGCCUGCUCCUGUACCACCAGUACCACCGCCGCUGCCACAGGGCUACCGCCGGGCCGCCACAGCACAGCCACACCAUGGACGCCUUUGAGAGGAGCUUCUGCGUCUUCUGCCUGCCGCUCCCCCAGGGGGCGGCCGGGGAGGACCCCCUGCAGCCUGGGCCCACCUGGAAGGCUGUGCGGGUGGACCUGGUGGUGGCCCCGGACAGUGAGUUCCCCUUUGCCCUGCUCGGCUGGACCGGCUCUAAGCAUUUCGAGCGGGAGCUGCGGCGCUUUAGCCGAAAGGAGCGAGGACUGUGGCUGAACAGCCACGGGCUCUGGGACCCGCAGCAGAAGAGGUGUUUGCACGCAGCAUCUGAGGAAGACAUCUUCAGACACCUGGACCUCGAGUACCUUCCCCCGGAGCAGAGAAAUGCCUGAUCCUGGAGACCGGCGCCCCCUCCCAGGCUCCCCUGGGUGGCUGCGGAGAGCAGGCAUGCUGCUGACCUCCUUCCCAGGUCCCGACGGCGAGGAACCGGGCAUGGAAUUUGCCACAGUCCUCGGUGAUGAGGAGGGCAGUGCCUGCCGCCACCCAGAGGCCAGGAGGUUGUUCCUGCCUGGGCACUAGCCCUGCCAGCUGUGUGUGAGGCCACGUUGAGCCCUGACCCUGGGCCAGGCGCCCACUUACCUCCCUGAGCUAUGGGGUCAGCUGAGUGGGCACAGAGAACCGAGCGUCCAGAUGUGGGCCUGGGAGCUGGGAGGUGGAGGCUGGAGCUCUGCGUCCACAGGGGGCCGCUACAGGGUGUAGCCGCCUGAGAGGGCACAGGAGGGGGUGGGAGGGAGGCAGCAGAGGGCCCACACUGACCACCGUGGCUCCUGGUCAGAUGCCUGGAAACAGACCCAGAGGCCUCACUCUGACUCAGGGCUCAGCGCCCCUCACCUCACUCAGUAAAUCAGUUUGCACAGCCCCUCUCAAGCCCCUGCAGCCCCCUAAGAUGUAUUUCUGCCUACUGUCCAUUAAUUGCCUGGACACCAACAAGGCUGGCGUAUGGCCCUUGUCACUGAACCUCAGGGCAGAGGCCUGAGGCGUGUUUGGGG